This is a messenger RNA of Pseudozyma flocculosa PF-1, 1485 nucleotides long. RefSeq lists its product as uncharacterized. The transcript has 3 exons. Bases 1 to 1485 code for a protein of 494 amino acids. Lineage: Eukaryota; Fungi; Basidiomycota; Ustilaginomycetes; Ustilaginales; Ustilaginaceae. Gene Ontology annotation, biological process: mRNA splicing, via spliceosome. Gene Ontology annotation, cellular component: U2-type spliceosomal complex; U2 snRNP. Gene Ontology annotation, molecular function: RNA binding. The record is from RefSeq and is a predicted model, not a curated record.
AUGGCCCAGAAGCCUACUUCCGCUCAAUUGGAUCAGGCGACGCCUCCGGCAGGCCUCGGCGCCCACCACGACCGCGCCUACCUCGAUCGCCUGUCGGGCACCUGGAAGUACGAGGACGACGAUGGGCAGGAGUGGGAAUGGCAGCUCAUCCCCGUGCAACCGACCCCUAAGCAGCCAUCCGAACCUCCGCACGCUGCCCAUGGCCACAGUCCUCAAGAUCAGGCUGUAUCCCCACACCUUCCUUCGACGUCCGCGUCCGAUGCUUCAACCCUCUCUGCAACUGAACGGCCCGGGCGUUGGGUCAGGGUGGUCGACGACGAGCUGAUCCGCGCGCAGCAGGCUGCCUACGGAUCAAACGACGCCGAUGCAAGCCACGACAUAGUGGAUGCGGGCACAUCAACCGCCCCUUCUGCUGCCGUGAAACAGAACAAGAAACGCAAGGCCGGCGCCGAUGGUCCAUCCUCGUCUGCCGCAGGCGGGCAUCACACCACGACGGCGCCCAACAAGAAACCCAAGCCCGUCACCUCGCUCUACAUCACUGGACUUCCCCUCGACUGCACUGCCGACGAAAUCGCCUCGGUCUUUUCGCGCUACGGCCUCCUGCUCGAGGACGACGAGGGCAAGCCUAGAAUCAAGAUGUACCGCGAUCAGGCCACCGGCCAGUUCAAGGGCGAGGCGCUGGUCGUCUACUUUAAGCCCGAGAGCGUGGACCUCGCCAUUAACCUCCUCGACGACACCUGCCUAAGGGCCGCGACUGGGCAAACCAGCGGUCCCAGGAUGCAGGUGCAACGAGCGCAGUUCCCCUCUGCCAGCGAUGUUCAAAAGGGCAAUGGCCCAUCCGCGGACGCAAAGCCACCGGCAGCAUCGGCACCAUCUGAACAUCCGUCGUCCAAUCCGCAGCCCGCCGGCAGCAGUGACAAGAGCGGCGCUCCGUCGUCCUCGCAACAGCUCGACGCAGGCGGCGCCGUCUCACGCAGAAAUCUCUCGGACCAGGAACGCCGACGUAUCCAGAAGCGGGUAGCCCGUAUGGAGGACAAACUGACAGGGUGGGACUCAUCCGACGAGGAUUCCGCGGCGCCAUCGAAUUCUGCGGCCCCGCCGCAGGCACGCACGGUGGUGCUCAAAAAGAUGUUUACGCUGGUCGAGCUCGACGAAGAUCCGACCCUGCUGCUGGAUCUCAAGGAAGACGUCAGGGAAGAGUGCGAAGGGAUCGGCAGGGUGACCAACGUCGUCCUGUGGGACAGGGAGCCCGAGGGCGUUAUGACGAUCAAGUUUGCCGACCCGCUCGCGGCCGCCGAAUGCGUGAAGAAGAUGGACGGGCGAUACUUUGCCGGACGUCGUAUCGAUGCGUUCCUGAUCGGGUCCAAGCCGCGGUUUAGGAAAUCCGACAAGGCGGGCAACGACGACGACAACGACGAAGAGGAUGGCGGAGACAAGAGGAGGGUCGACGCCUUUGGUGCCUGGCUCGAGAACGCCGACGGCUGA